AUGGCGUGUACGGUUUUGCCAGACGACGGCAAGACGGCGUGAAGGCAAGUAUUCUUAGUAACUGCGCUGUUAUCGCAGCGAGAUACGUACACUGUUGCCCGUUUUAAGAGUCAGGGAGCACGGUGUGUUAUUAACUGGAAUCUCAACACAUUGGCUGCUGCACUUUGAAUCGGAUCGCCGUAGUCACAAUGGUUGACGUUUAUAGGUGUGUACUGCCUACGUCACGCUGCCAAAGGACCUGAUCGUCUCAAUAUAGGGCGUCUACAGAACCAUUACCGACCGUAGCGUGAAAUAUUGGAUGCUGCAAAUAGUCGGUUUGUUGGACGUGGACGAGCCACCGCUCCCAAACCACGCUUAUGAAUACCAACAUUACAUGUUUGGGAGUUAAUGUAUAGCCAAGCUAAUUGUUGUAUCGUGGUGUAAACCGGGACAACUGGACUUCCGUGUUUCGUUUGAACAAGGACGUUGGACAAGUUAUGUGCGCAUAGUAUAGUAUAGUAUAGUCUUGCAGCAACACCCACAGCAACCACAACAAGCGCAGAACAUUGCCACGUCAUUGCGAAAAACAAGGAGGAAGGACAUGCUCAAAAUACCAGCUCUGUUUUAACGAGGUUUAUUUGUACGAGCUGGACCUCGGAACAACGCCAAUACAGGACUCUGGGAAUGACCAUGGAAAACUAACAUCUUUGAUUUUUCCGGAUACAUAAUGUGAUUUCUUAGUGAUAUUUAUAUACGUAGACGGCAGACAUACAAUUUUGUGGACAUGGCGAUUUUUCGGCGAGGAAGAGCGUCGUAUGUCCUUCUCCUGUGUGUGGCCAUGAUGCUUAGUAUGACGCUCAAUUUGCGCCUGCUUCUGAACUCGCCGAACACAGAACAGUUCGAUACGGAGGAAUCACCGUUUAAAAAUAAAAACCCACGAUGGCAAAAUAGGGCUGUGUUAAUGCCACCUGGUAAAGAGAACCCAGGAGAAACAAUGCCGGCUGCAGAUGCUAUGGAUCGUCAACAUUAUUUAGAUAUACACCAUGGCAUGGCCAACAUUACAGCAACCCCAUUGAGGGUAGGGCCAGGUGAAAUGGGAAAAGCGGUGACUGUCGCUAAAAGCGAAGAGGAAGAAAUGGAAAAGAUGUUUAAAGUGAAUUAUUUUAAUUUAAUGAUUAGUAACAGAAUAUCCAACGACAGGAGCUUGGCUGAUUAUCGUCCUCAAGGAUGUUUUGCGAAAAAAUAUUCACGUAACUUGCCGAAGACCAGCGUUAUUCUUGUCUACCACAACGAAGCAUGGAGUGUUCUUAUGAGAACUGUUCACAGCGUGAUUAAUAGAUCACCCAGACAUCUACUGGAAGAAAUAUUGCUAAUUGAUGACGCUAGCACCCGAGAAUAUCUUGGAAGGCCACUGGACGACUACAUCACUAAGUUACCGGUGCCUGUGCGAGUGCACCAUGCAAAGGAGCGGCGCGGCUUGAUUGGUGCGCGUCUUAAAGGCGCAGAGCUCGCCAAAGCACCGGUGCUCACAUUUCUCGAUUCUCACUGCGAAUGCAGUAAAGGGUGGUUGGAACCGUUGCUAGACAGGAUAGCAGCGAACAGGUCCACAGUGGUGUGCCCAGUCAUUAAUCAAAUAGACGAUCGGUCGUUUGCCUUUGUUAACGCCACAGAAGUUAGUCAUAUCGGUGGAUUUGAUUGGAAUAUUAUUUUUAAUUGGUACAACAUUCCACAGUCAGAAAAAGAUCGAAUCGGCGGGGACAAGUCAGAACCUGUCAGAUCUCCCACCAUGGCAGGCGGUCUCUUCAGCAUUGACAAAAGCUACUUUGAGGAGUUGGGAUCCUACGAUCCUGAGUUCGAAUUCUGGGGAGGAGAAAACAUCGAGCUUUCACUGAAGAUUUGGAUGUGCGGCGGCAUUUUGGAAUUUGUGCCCUGCUCCCACGUAGGUCACGUGUUCAGGAAACACAACCCACACAAAUACAAGAAUACGACGUACAACGUAGUAGGUCGAAACAACCGACGACUCGCCGAGGUAUGGCUGGACGAGUACAAAUACCUGUUUUAUGCAAACCAGCCAGAAACUAUGAAAAUUGACCCCGGCGACAUCAGCCAGAGAGUACAACUGAGAAAAAACCUGCAGUGUAAAUCGUUUCGCUGGUUUCUUCAGAAUAUUUACCCAGAUUCACAUUAUAACUUUGCGUUUGUUGGUGUGGGUCAGUUGAAAAAUGUGGCGAGUGGCGCUUGUUUGGAUUUCGGUAAAGCUGCCGGGCAUGGCGGUAAAGAGUUUAAAGGGAAGGACGCCACUAACGUUACAAGCAAUACAGUCGAGCUGUGGCCAUGCCACGACGGCAAGAUACAGCUAUUUAUUCGAACUGAUAAGAAGGAAUUCCGUUACAUUCACAUGUGUCUCGACUACAAUGUCCAGUUUUCAUUUCCAUUUCUCUACGAAUGUCACGGCCAGGGAGCCAAUCAGCAGUGGAUCCAUGACCUAAAGACACAAGCUUUGCACCACUCGUCAAGUCGGCUGUGCAUGGACCUCCCUGUGCCUGGUAGCAUGGUACCGACGAUGAAGGAAUGCAGUGGAGCGCCCUCACAGCAAUGGGAAUUCGCUAUUCGAUACCCUGGUAACAUUUCGCCCGACGAAGUAUCGUAAUCGAAGUUCCAGACCAGAACUAGCGGAUUAUAACAAACUUUAAAUAGUACGCAAUGCCGAUAUAUUAACUGUUAAACCCAAAGCUAUGCAAUACAGACGGCGACAAUGUGUAUAUAUGUAUAGUUUUGAUAAAAACUGUUUUUGCUACUUGAAGGACCCGGAUGUUGACUGAUAUAUUCAUCGGAUCGCAACUUGAAACGAGGACAACAUACAAAUACAGUACUCAUCGUUCCCUUUAUUUUGAGUGGCAGGUGGAUUUUUCAUCAAUAUUUCAUUUAAAUCAUUUUUACCACAUUUUAAAGAAAAGCUGUCAAAAAGUAGUGAUUUGGAUAAAAUUUAAAUUUCGUUUUGUUUUCAGGAUUUUCAAUAAACUAAAUUUCAUUUAAUUUAUAUAAAAAAAAUAGUUUUCCUUUCAACAGAAGAAAUCAUCUGAAAGAAAGUAAUAAUAUUGUAUUCAAUUCUGGCCCUUUUGUUGCAGUUACACUCGUUUUUACCUGCUGUUACAUUUUACUUGUUACAUUUUAAAAAAAUAAAUUAAAAAUCAAGAGUGGCGUAUCAUUUAUACCUAGACUUGUGUUCACCCUUUUCGACUCCAGAGGACAUACUUCGUCAUGUAGCGAGGCCUUAAACCAUUUGCAGGUAAAGAUAACAAUUGUACACCUG
Saccoglossus kowalevskii is the source of this 3292-nucleotide messenger RNA. Its product is annotated as polypeptide N-acetylgalactosaminyltransferase 13. Gene Ontology annotation, cellular component: Golgi apparatus. Gene Ontology annotation, biological process: protein O-linked glycosylation. The record is from RefSeq and is a predicted model, not a curated record. NCBI's taxonomy places the organism in Eukaryota, Metazoa, Hemichordata, Enteropneusta, Harrimaniidae. Gene Ontology annotation, molecular function: polypeptide N-acetylgalactosaminyltransferase activity.